This is a messenger RNA of Aspergillus affinis, 636 nucleotides long. RefSeq names its product mitochondrial 37S ribosomal protein bS21m. The record is from RefSeq and is a predicted model, not a curated record. NCBI's taxonomy places the organism in Eukaryota, Fungi, Ascomycota, Eurotiomycetes, Eurotiales, Aspergillaceae. Gene Ontology annotation, molecular function: structural constituent of ribosome. Gene Ontology annotation, cellular component: mitochondrial small ribosomal subunit; ribosome. Gene Ontology annotation, biological process: mitochondrial translational initiation; translation. Bases 1 to 636 code for a protein of 211 amino acids. The transcript has a single exon.
AUGGAGAUGCGCUCCCUAACCCGCAGUCUCCUCCGCGCGAGGCCGACAUCUCUCUACACCACCACAGCGCCCUCAUCGAUCCUCCGGGGUCAAUUCCUCGCCAACCAGCGCUUCGCCUCCUCCAACAACUCCUCUCGCGGCCCUCAAUCCAACAACAAACCCUCCUCUUCUCCCUCCCCCUCUGAGUCCCGCGCCUCCGACUUCGACCAAAUCCUCGACAAGCUCAACAUCAACAACGCGGCCCCCAAGUCCCAGGACCCCUACGCCUCCUCCGAAGGACAGCGCUUCGGCGGCGACGGCAGCAACGACGGCAACAUCUCCGUGACCCGCGCCCUCAACGCCGCCACGUCGCCCGUCGUGCCGCUGCGCAAGGUGUCGCUGAAGCUGGGCCCUUCGCUGGGUCGCCAGGUGUACGUGGAGCCGGAACGGGGUCUGGAUUUGGCGUCGUCGCUGCGGGUUCUGCAGAGCACGUGUGCCCAGAAUAAGGUUAAGCAGGACACGUAUUCGCAGAAGUUUCAUAUUCGAAGGGGUCAGGUCCGCAAGAACUUGAGGGUGCAGAGGUGGAGAAAGUUGUUCAAGUACUCGUUUCAGCGGACCGUUGCCCGCAUUGAUCGGAUGAGGGCGCAGGGGUGGUAG